Molecule: messenger RNA, 634 nt
Organism: Homalodisca vitripennis (glassy-winged sharpshooter)
Lineage: Eukaryota; Metazoa; Arthropoda; Insecta; Hemiptera; Cicadellidae
Product: dolichyldiphosphatase 1-like
Molecular function (GO): sphingosine-1-phosphate phosphatase activity
Source: RefSeq, a predicted model, not a curated record
GGCGGGUGUCGGAACUACUACUGCUGAGGGACACAACUCUGAUACCCAACGUGUUGUGGUUUGAGUACACUAAUACGCGGCAGGAGGCUCGGGCACGUGGGGGCAAGCUGGUUUCCUGUAAGUCACAAUGACAUCUGAUGGCCGACGCAAGCAGCUUCUUCCGCAGCUACUGGCCCCGCAAGAGAUAGCACUAGACAGCUGCCUUUACGCACCCAAAGCGUUCACUAUUUAUAUAUUUAUUUACGACAAUAGAUACUCACUAAUAUAAUAUUUACACUUACAAUUGUGGGUGACUUACGGGUAUUCUAUUUGAUGUUUCCACUUGUAAGACUUAAGGUGCAAUUAUUCACUUUAAUAUUGGUUUCACUCUAAAGUCUAUAUUGUAAACACAGUCGUAGAGUGGGUUUUAAUGUUGAUGGUAUUGCUGCACAUUUACAACAUGAAGGUGAGCUAUUUGUCCUGAUACUUGAAUAGUUGAAAUUUUGGUUUAAUUUACCAGAUUUUUAGUCUUUAAGAUGACAAUUCAUAGCAAGAAAACAGAUACUUGACUAUAUUGUAUACACAUUUGUAAUAUAUUCGUAUUAUAAACUACCUAUCCAUGAUAAUGGUGGUUCCAAAAUAAAGUUACAAUGUA